Molecule: messenger RNA, 2186 nt
Organism: Colius striatus (speckled mousebird)
Lineage: Eukaryota; Metazoa; Chordata; Aves; Coliiformes; Coliidae
Gene: EEPD1
Product: endonuclease/exonuclease/phosphatase family domain containing 1
Exons: 7
Coding region: 316-1995 (559 amino acids)
Biological process (GO): DNA repair
Cellular component (GO): plasma membrane
Molecular function (GO): catalytic activity; DNA binding
Source: RefSeq, a predicted model, not a curated record
GGCAGGCGGGAGGCGGCGCGGCUGAUCGGGCAGCGUCUGCUGUGGUACCUCCGGCGCCCGGGGAACGCCGGUGCCCGCCGGAGGAGAGCGGGGAGGCGAAGGAGGAGGAGGAAGGGAGCGGGGUACCCUCAUCGGGGAAGCCGGGGUCCGCCUGACCGGGCGUGUCUGGUGUGGUCUGUCCGCAGGGUGCCCUGCAGCAGCCGCGGUCCGUCGUCCCCUGGCUCGGGGAGUCCAUGAGUCGCGGGCGAGCGGCCCCGGCUGAGCUCCUCGCCCGCUCCCCCGGCUCCGGCGGCGGCCCGGCGCGGCGGCGGUGAGAUGGGGGGCAGCCUGGGCUGCCACCGCUCCAUCCCCCGCGACCCGGCGGACCUGUGCCACAACCGCAAGUUCAGCGCGGCGUGCAACUUCAGCAACAUCCUCGUCAACCAGGAGAGGCUCAACAUCAACACGGCCACGGAGGAGGAGCUGAUGACCCUCCCCGGGGUCACCCGGGUGGUGGCCCAGAACAUCGUGGAGUACCGGGAGUACAUCGGUGGCUUCAAGAAAGUGGAGGACCUGGCGCUGGUGAGCGGGGUGGGGGCGGCUAAGCUGGAGCAGGUGAAGUUCGAGAUCUGCGUGAGCAGCAAGGGCAGCUCGGCGCAGCACUCGCCCAGCUCCCUGCGCAAGGACCUGGCCUCCGAGCACCACCUCUCUGCCACCAAGAUCAACAUUAACACAGCCACCCCAGCCCAGCUCAUGAGCAUCCGCGGCGUCACCGAGAAGAUCGCCAACAGCAUCGUGGACUACCGUAAAGAGCACGGGCCCUUCAAAAGUAUCGAGGACCUGGUGAGGAUGGACUGCAUUAAUUCCUCCUUUCUGGACAAAAUCAGGCAUCAGAUUUUUGCAGAGCGGUCCCGGCCCCCUUCGACGAACACCAAUGGUGGCCUCAACUUCACUGCCAAGCCUCACCCCAGCCCCACUUCUCUGAGCCUCCAGAGCGAGGACUUGGACUUUCCUCCUGGGGGUCCAACGCAGAUGAUAUCCACUCGCCCUUCUGUGGAGAUGUUUGGGGGAGUGAGAGAUGGCAGACCUGUCCUGAGAGUGGCUACCUGGAACCUGCAAGGCUGCUCCAUUGAGAAAGCCAACAACCCAGGCGUGCGGGAGGUCGUCUGCAUGACGCUGCUGGAGAACAGUAUAAAGCUUUUGGCUGUGCAGGAGCUGGUCGAUAGAGAAGCGCUGGAAAAGUUUUGUGUGGAGCUGAACCAGCCGACGCUGCCAAACAUCCGCAAGUGGAAGGGCCCUAGAGGAUGUUGGAAGGGUGUUGUUUCCGAAAAACCCUCAGGCCAGCUACACAAGGGAGUUGAAUAUUCUGGCUUCCUCUGGGAUUCAACAGCUGGCAUCGAACUGAAAGAUGCUUCAUCUCAGGAGAGUGCCCAGACGAAUGGCAACGGGAAGCACUCGUACCCUCACCCCUACCUUGCACAUUUCAAGGUUGGGAUGAAUGACCUCACACUGGUUAACCUCCACCUGGCCUUGUCGCCUUCACCGGGGGACAGUGCCAGCAAGAACCACGACAGCCACAAACUGGCGGCCUUCGCUCACACUUUGCAGGAGACUCUGAAAGGAGAAAGAGACGUGAUCAUCCUGGGAGACUUCAACCAGGCCCCGGACAGCAGCGACCACGACAUCCUGAGGAAGGAGAAGUUCCAUCACCUGGUCCCUUCCGGCACCUUCACCAACAUCAGCACCAAGAACCCCCAAGGCUCCAAGUCGCUGGACAACAUCUGGAUCAGUCGGAGCUUGAAGAAGGUUUUCACAGGCCACUGGGCUGUGGUGCGCGAGGGUCUCACCAACCCCUGGAUCCCCGACAACUGGUCGUGGGGCGGGGUGGCUUCGGACCACUGCCCCGUGCUCGCCGAGUUUUACCUGGAGAAGGACUGGAGCAGGAAGGAGGCGCCGCGGAACGGCAACGGGGUGAUGGUGGAACGCAGCGACUCCCACGCCAGGAACGAGCGGUGACGGGAGCCGCGGCCGCCGCUCCCAGGCCUCUGCCUGCUGCGCUCCCCGCGCCUGCGGAGUGGCAGCGCUGCCUUCUGCUGGCCCUCUGCCCCUCCUGGACGCUCCUGCGGUGCCUGACGGAGGCAGGGGAGACAUCUGGGGACGGGAUGGACGUUUCCAGGGCUGGAGAUUGGGAGGGAAUUGUACAGAAA